AAAGAAAUGCAAAUGUGAGUGCCCGUUAUGCUGAUUUGAAAGGUAGCAAAAUUUCAACACUGACUACUAUUCAUAGCCUUAAGGUUUCACAAUUUCAUAAAAGUUUGAAGUCAUCCACUGGUGUUAAACUUUUUGAAUUACAGAAUACAUGUUUGAAUGAUGGUGAUGUAAAUUUGGUACAGUUUUUGCAAGAAAUUGCUUCAGAGCAGCAAUUUGAAGUAACUUAUGUUGAUAUUGAAGAAAAGUCUAUCAGUGGUAAAUGCCAGUGCCUUGUGCAGCUGUCUACUCUGCCAGUGGCAGUUUGCUAUGGUUGUGGUGUUACUAGUAAAGAUGCUCAAGCUAGUGCUGCUCAAAACGCUUUGGAAUAUCUCAAAAUCAUGACCAAAAAGUGAGCCAGCGCUUUGCUCCUGCCAGCUGUCACUAUUACCUGUAAAUCUCAUAAUAAUUUGCUGUCCAAAAACCAAAAUAACAAUACAGAUUCAAAAAUUUUAUCAAACAAUCAAGUAUCAGAUAAGGGUAAAAGCAAUCAAAAACUUGAUCACAUGGGGAACAAAAGUAGAUUAUCAAAACCAUCUAUCAGAGCAAUAAAUACUACGAUGGGGAAUAAAGAUACUACAUUAAGUACAAUCACUACAUCAACAUCAACUGUUACAGUUUCUUCAAAUAGGAUGAAUUCAUCUAUAAAAAAGAACAGUGGAAAUAACGAGAAUUUAAAAUCUAAUGAACAACUAACAAAGAAUACAUCACUUGUAACCACAAAUCAAUCUAAUUCUACUUUCAAUACUGUAAGAGGUGUUAAUACAACUUGUGUUGGUAGUAAUGUUUCUCACGAGAGUACGUCUAAAUCAAAAGAUUAUUCUACAAAAAAAUUUUCCAAUGAAAUUGAUUCAAAAAUGAAAAAUUAUCAAAUACAAUCAGAAUACAAAGAAUCACCUGUAAGCAAUCAAGAUUACAAGGCAAGAAAUAGUGCGAAUAUAAACAAUUUAUCAUCAAGGUUCGUAAAUCAAUCUGUUCAAGCAUUACAUAGAGAUAAUCAUGGAACUUCUUCCAAUACACAUCAAUCUCGACCAGCAUCACGAAAUGAUAACACUGCGUUUGCCAUAGCUAGAAAAGCAUUGGAGCAACAAAAUUCGACAUCGAAGACGACACCGAUUAAUUUUCCACCUUUACGUGCUCCACAGAGUAUCGUCAAUGUUCGUCAUCCUUUUGUUACAGAAGCAAGAACUAAACAUAAUGAUAUCGAUGGUCCAAACUCUAAAUCGAAAUUGAAUAUGGUGAGUUCUUUACAAAGUGGUGUGAAAGAUCUUGAUCACAGUAGGCAAACCUUUCAUAGCUAUGGCACGUCACAGAUCGCUGGUAUUCCCAAUGUUCAAAAUUUAAGUAAUGUUACAGCGAAUAUAUCACCUUAUCCUAGACCGGAAAGUUUUCCCCAACCAACUGUUGCAAGUAUGCUAUUUCCUGAUACUUCUCAGUUUCCUCAAUCACCUCCAUUUAAUACAACACAAAUUGGACAGCUAAAUCAGUAUCAGACAUAUGAUCCUGGUAGUUUUGCAACUACACCAGUGAAUGUGAACCCUGUAAUUCCUCAAUUUUCCGCAGAAAGUUCCAUUCCAUAUCCACAAUACGAUAAUCCUCCUCAAUUCGUGCAACCGAAUCAUUAUCCAACGGCGGAUAUAGCCAAUAGUCAAUAUCAAUACCAAGCAGCAAGUGUAGGACAACUACAGGACUCACCGAUGUUUAUACAAAGUUUACAGAGUCCUAUUGCUGUAACAGAUCAAUAUGCUGCUCCAAAUUACGCUAGAACAGUCAGAGCAGAAUUAAUACCACGAUUGAGGAGGCCACCAAGAUUCAACAAGUAAAAAUGAUUUUUUUACAUAUACAUAUAUAUAUUUUCGAAUGAAAAUUUGUCACAAAUAUAAGAAGAGUAAAAUGAAAAAUAAAUUUAAAUCAAAUGAUAAAGACAUAAAGUCAUGGAAUAUAAUAAUUUUUCAAUAAAAAUAAAAUAUUCACGUGUAUCUUAUGCAUUGUUGCGAAAAUUAGGAACUAAUUUGCCAAUCUACUUAGUCGAUAUGUUAUAUGGAGGAGAUUUGGUAAAAAUUAUUUCAAUUUUUGAUCCAUUUUGAAAUAAAUUUUAACCAGUCUAUACGAAUUGAUGUGUGUAUGUAAAUGAUAACUGGUAUUUUGGCAAAAAUAUAUAUAUAUAGAUACACGGUUAAUGAUCGUCAUUAAUAAUCAUUCGAAAAAAUUUUGCCUGAAAUGAUUUUACACACAUAUAUAUACAUACAAAAAAAAAAGCAUUACGAAGUGAUAAGAGAAAAAAAUCAUUUUGACUUGUUUCUAUCAUUCAAUGUGACAUGGCAGGGCAUAGUGAGUUGAGCUCGAUUAUAAUUUUAUGACGUAAUUUAUCUAAUAUCAUUGAAUUUGAGAGAACGAAUGAACGAGUGAGCGAACGAGCGAACGAGCGAGCGAGCGAGCGAGAGAGCGAGAGAGAGAGAGAGAGAGAGGAAAGAAGAAAAAAGAGGCAAUUGCAACCAGUUUGUUAAAUUGUACAUAAAUUAUGACUAUCGAUAAGAAUAGUUUCAUUUCUAUAAAUAUAGUAUUUGCGAAAAUGAUUGUGGACAAAUUUGUUUUCGUCGAGAUUGAUUAGUGAAAGCAAAUUUGCUAGUUAGUGGAGCAGAAUUCAUAAUCAUGUUCCACGUAAAAAUCCAUAUGAAAAAAAAAAAAUUUAUGAAAUAGAAGGAAGAGAAAAAGAAAAAAAGCAAAAUUAUGAUUAUAAUAAUGAUAAGACUUAGUUUUUAAUGAAUGGUAUCCUACAAGCUAUACUUUGCAUAGAAUUAGUGGAGGUUUUCCAAUAUUUGCAUAUUACUUAGCUUAUUGCUAUGUUUUUAAUGUGCUUCACUAUUUAUAUAUGAGAUGACGGUGUAACGAUGUUCAUUGCAAUGCGAUUUUAUAUAAAAACAAUUCCUUUGUAGAAGAAAACAAAAAAAUGUUAGAUGUUUGAAAAUUAAAUAGUAAAGUAAACAAAAUUUUUAGUCUUUCGAAUAAUUCGCUUAAUUUGAACAUCGUAUCUCCAUCAAACGUAUGCACAGUGCAAACGUAGCUUUCGGCGAUCCGAAUAUAUCCGAGGGUGAUCGCGAUAAAGUAACGAUAUAAUCUUUCAGUGGUGUAUGUUUUUUCUUUAGUAUGGUAGCUCAUAAACUCAUAAGCAUCAUAUUAAUACGCGUAAGGUUAAUCGUUAAGAGAAAUCCUCAUUAAAUACGCAUCUCGUAUUAAACAAAACUAUAUAUAUACUCGUGUGUAUUAAAUUUUUGAAUUGCUAAUGUGCGUUAACGUCACCGAAUAAGACAUUUAUACUAAAUGAAGAGAAGAAUAAUAUUGCGUAUGGACGUAUAUAGCGUCAAGAGGAUACGAUCAUGAAUUGAAAAAAAAAAAAAAAAAUGGAAAAGAAAAAAAGUUAAGGAAAGAUGAAAAAAAAAAA
Molecule: messenger RNA, 3478 nt
Organism: Apis dorsata (giant honeybee)
Lineage: Eukaryota; Metazoa; Arthropoda; Insecta; Hymenoptera; Apidae
Product: interferon-inducible double-stranded RNA-dependent protein kinase activator A homolog
Exons: 3
Coding region: 543-1859 (438 amino acids)
Source: RefSeq, a predicted model, not a curated record